Molecule: messenger RNA, 5965 nt
Organism: Mycena citricolor
Lineage: Eukaryota; Fungi; Basidiomycota; Agaricomycetes; Agaricales; Mycenaceae
Source: the annotation of a GenBank genome assembly
UGAUAGAUAUAGGGCUUCGUGCCAGCCACAUAGCUCACAGCCAUCUUGAUGACCUUCGGGAUCUCCGCCAUGAAAUCAACCUUCUCGACAAGACCCUUGGGCGCGUCAUUGUCGCCCACAUCCAGGUGCAAUUUGGCCGUGAACGAGCCAGGCGCGUCCGCGAGCAGCGAUGUACCCGCCCACUCAAAGUCAAACUCGCUCGGCGCGUCGUAUGUCGUGUCGGCAUCGAAGAAAGUUUUGCUGUGAGCCGCCCGAGACUUCAUCGGCGCAUCGGCGCUCAGCUCCUCGUCCGGCCAACGCGUCUCGGCAGUGACGGCCACGAGUUUAUCAUCAACCACGAGCGAGCCGACGUUGACGACGACGCCGCCGGGGUUCUCGGACCCCUUCCUCCCGUAUGUGUUCAGCGUCUUGAACUGCAUCUGGGUCGCAGAGAUGCCCUUGUCAAUACUCUGGAAGUGCACAAAGUCCCAAGAGCUCGCGACAAGGUUGGGCCGCAUGCCCUGGAUCGCGUGGACAAAAGACCUGGGCCCUGGAUGGCCUCAGCCGCACCGCUGCGAAUGAUGUGGCCCGUCGCGUAGUACCGAGGCCAGAACCGGUGGAUCACGUAGCCCUCGGGCUUGCUCGAGUCGGGUCCAAAGUACGAGUACCCGCCCUUCUCGCCCGCCCCGACUUUGUACCCCGGGAUGGCGGUCGGACGGCACACCUCGAGCGAGAUCUGCAGGUCCGCCGCAACGUUGGCGCGGAUGGUGUACUUUUCAGGGAACUCGGAUUCAGGCGCAUUGACGUAUGUGAUCGAAAACUCGUCUGCCUUGCACGAGUGCUUGUCGUGGCCGGGCGGGGGAGUGACGAAAUUCGAAACGUUGAUCGACUUCCAGGUCGUCGCCUUGGUCGUCGGGUUGUAGAUCUUGCAGUUGAAUUGGAUGGUCGGAUACCACAAUCUGAAUGACAUUCAUUCAGGUCGCGCCAUGCGGUAGCCUGGCACAAGACAUACCCGACGGAUGAGUGAAUCACCUGGCACAUCAUGAACGUGCCAUCCUGCCCAAUCGUAUAGAAUGUCUGAGUCUCAGCAAUGAAGCCGCUGGUGGAACACAGCCAUUCGGUGUCCUUGGCUUGCAGUGCACCAAAGGCUUCGCCCGGAGACACUGCAGACGACGUCGGGUGGAACGUCGGGGCAUCCGGAUCCACAGGUGCAGAUGUCCUGCAUGGAUUUCAAGCUAUGCUCGUAUUGUUGAACGAUCAACUUACGAAAAGAAUGAAGAGAACAUGGUGGGGUAGAGGAAGGACAACUUCAGAAGGGGGGACUUGGCAAAUCAACUACACGUAAGCAACUUCGUCAUCUAUGCGACGUCGUUUAUUGGUCUGUGCUACAUCUGGAUCCAGAGCAUCAUCCGGCGAAGGCUGGAAUGAAGAGAUUGGUCGACGACAGAGCACAGGACGCGGAGAACAUACACGACUCUGAUCGUACUGAAUUGCCCAUUCAAAGCUUGGUUCUUCGUCGGUCGCAAUGGUUUCACGAUCAUGAGCAUACUCAACGCCACUCAAAAUUCGGGCAAAGUGUAUUGCACCACUUUUCAAUGCGUCAAGUAGCUCUUUGUUCUGGUUAGCCUUCAAGGAGGACGGAUUUUGCGAUGGAAUGGAAGCUGGCCAGCCGACAAGACGGACCCCGUAUGUCUCCAACUGAGAAGGAUUGGACCAUUUCAUUUCCGCAUUACGGACUCCGCUAACAGACCUGCAGCAAUGAGCAAAAGCCGUCAAGUGCUGACUAAAAUACCUCAGAACAGUGCGGAAUUUAUCAUACAGUUCUGUCUUGACUGAACGCGCAGAUUGGUGGGUCGGAUGUGAUGAUGCGGCAGCAGAAGUCCCUGGUUCCGGAAGAUGCUUUGCGCAGUAGGCCUUGAACGCUUUGGCCCCAGCAUCUCCUCCUCCGCGCUGACCGCGCCAGAACUCCCGGCCCUCUACGGAGCCACCGAGAAAUCCAGGAUGCUCCGAGUCAGUUGGAUCAACGGCUAGAAUGAAGGAGUGUACCCCAGAAACCGCACGGAGAGACUCGAGCAUACGAGACGUUUCCUCAAGAACAGUUUGAACUAGAUCAUUCAGGCUCCACAUAUUUCAUAGCCUGAAACAAUCUCCACUGACUGCGGCGUAUUCGCUCUUGAGCGGACGCGAAAGAUUCAGGUAGCUGAGGUUGAAAUAGAUACUGGCCAUGCCACUCUGCGACGCAACGCCUGAUCUUGUGCGAGCUGUCAAUUAGAGGAAUAGAAAUCAUUGCGGUUCACCAUAUACCUCGUCAACAGGACGGUUCUCCCUUUCAGCAAAACUCUUCACCUCUGCCCGGCAGAAAGCGUCUAGUCGUUCCAGGAAGAGGGCAUCCGUAGGUCGCGCAGAAGAUGAGUUGUAUUCUUCCAUGGAAGUGUGCAAUGUCCUGGUACUUAGCGUUACGUCUAAUCUCGCCGCAACGAAUGGGAAGUAGCGCGAAACUAGCGUUCGUUAGAAGAUGCAAAUGGCCAACGUUCAACGUUCAAGACGACGGAGAGCAACUUGUGAUGGCUUACGUCAUGAGGUUGAUCCCGCGAUUUCUUUGCCUCGUCUUUCUUUCUCACUUUCUACCUUACAAGAAGUUAGAUGGGGCGGACGCAGACGAAGAAGAAAAUCUCGAAGGCUUACCGGUCUGAGGCUUCUACAAACGCGACGCCGUCGAAAACGCCAUCGAUCGCAGCUCUCUUGGAGAAAGCACAGGGAUUGAUCGUGCAGUGCGAUUAUGAACUUGCGCAACGAUUCAUUUUGCGGGCCCUAGAGCAAGCACCAGAUCACGCAGAAGCUCGAGAAAUUCUCGGCGUCGCACAGCUCGAACUUGGAGAAUUGGAUCAAGCCAAAGCCACAUUCUCUUCUCUGAUACAACCGAGUCCGACUGCCCCAAAUCCUCCGCCCCCGUCGGCCCAUCUAUAUCUCGCUCAACUUGCCGAAGAUGAUCCUACAUACGCGUUGAAGCAUUAUCAAGCGGCUAUAGACAUCCUCACCACCCAAUUGAAGGGCAAGGAGCGCGACUCAAGUAUCCCGAGGGAAGAUGAGGCCGAGAUCAAAGCGAAUAUCAUCAGAGCUUUGAUCGGUCAAGUGGAGAUUUGGAUGGACCCGUCUUAUGAUCUUUGCUUCGAUCCCGCAGCAGAAAGCACUUGUGAAACCUUGCUCGCGAGUGCGCUACAAACAGACCCGGGAAAUGCUGAGGCGUUGCAAGCCUUGGCUUCUGUGCGGAUGUCCCAGUCGCGUCCGGAGGAAGCCAAGCAAUACAUCGAGCAAGCUUGGGCUUCAUGGAAGGAUCUAGACAUCGAUGACCCAAAGCUUCCUCCGAUAGCGACCCGACUGGCCUUGGUCAAGAUCCUGCUGGAACUUUCGCUUUACUCUGCUGCCUUGCUGGUUCUCCAUGGAGUGAUGGCCUCUGACGACCAGGAAGUAGAAGCCUGGUAUCUCGAGGGCUGGUGUUUCUUCCUCAUGGCCGAACAAGCUAAGGAAGGGGGAGGCACAUUUGAGGGUUUAACAUGGCAAGAGCUGGCAACUGACGCGAGGGAUUGUCUCGAAACCUGCCAGACGUUACAUGUUAAUGAGGGACAUCCGGACACACCGCUACUGGAUCAUGUGCGAGAGUUGCUGUCAAAACUCGAUGCUUUAGGCAUAAAACCGUCCCCGGUUCAGGACGAAGACAACCCAGAAGGUGAUUGGGAAGAUGUCCAAGGCAGUGAAGAUGAGGAUGGCGAUGUGGACAUGGCUUGAGAGCGCCAUAAGUACACAAAAGUAGCUUAUUUGCAUCGAGUGUAAUAUAUUUUCUAGUCGGAGCGUGACCUGAGGCGAUCAUCGUUUCGUGACAUCCGCAAUUCAAGGUCCUCACUGGUAUGUCCAUGGCGAAACUACGCAAAGAACAGUCAAACACUAGUCUUUCGUCUACAUCCGGACGUGGUUUGCGUAUCGUCGCGUCUGGAACGCUAUUCCUCACCCACACACUUGGUCUACCCGUCUACCCCGCUCCUUCGACUGUUGCGCGGGCCCAUUCAGUUAGCAAGACGCGUGGAGGGUCGGCCAGCACGCUUCUGUGUUUGCUGGCUCAAUUCUCCAAAGUUGAAGCGCUUCUAGUCGCGCCCUUGGGAGGUAAUACCGAGGGCCAAGCAAUCAUAAGAGAACUCGAGCGUGAAGGGGUUAGCACUCGUUAUUGUAAAGUCGUCGACGGUGCCGGUGUCCCGAGUGCAUGGGUCCUGGAAUCUCCUGACCCCAACACGCGAACGGUUAUAAACCAUAAUCCUCUCCCAGAUAUCACGCACGAAGAAUUUGUUUCCAGUCUCGGCCCGCUCCUUUGCCCCGAGAACUAUUUCGUUGGCUCUCCUGGAUCACCUGUGGCUCCUUCGCCCAGCGUGUCUGCUGGCUCUUCUGCGCAGAGCCCCGCUCCAUUGGACUGGCUUCACUUCGAGGGCCGUUCAGUUAAGACGACGCUGCACAACAUCACUGGAAUAGACGGACUUGCAAGAGAACGCAAGUGGCGCAGACACUGCGUCUUCAGUGUUGAUGUAGGGAGGAGUAAAGGCAGGCAAGGAGUCGAAGCGCUAAUACCGCAUGUUGACGUGCUGUUUCUCAACAAGCACUACGCACAAGCCAAUUCACCCAAUUUCGCUGCCAGCCCACGUGCCUUUCUGCUAUCCUUGACCUCCAUUGCCCCGCCGCAUGCACUGCUUGUUGCCCAUUGGGGUUCCGAAGGAGCCGCCGUUCUCUCCCUUCCGACGCAGGAGUAUUUCCAGAGCUCCGGUUGGGUUGAGGAGCGUCCCAAACCUCCACCAGCCUCGCAUGGUCACCGGGCAGCCAACGGCACCUCGCCUGAACCUACCAACGAAGUCUUGUCAGUUCGAAGCGGGAGCGAUUUCUGGGCCGGUGGGGAGAGUCGAUCUCCAUCGUCCAGUGCAUUUACUGCGACACACUACAAUUCCGACGGCAACACGGAGGCUUGGGUCUCGUCGGGAUCUUACUCUCGAUCGCCAUCACAGAAUUGGAAUCACGAGCGCUCCGACGACUAUGACGACGACGACGACGACAAUGAUUCGACGGGGACAGAGGUUCCCGACGACGGCGUGAUUGAUGAAGUGGGAGCUCAGGAUGCGUUCGUUGCAGGGAUGAUCUAUGCUCUGAGUCGCCGAAUUCUUCCUGGGGCACCUUACACCCCAGGAGACACAUCGGUUUCGCAGUCGCAUGAAAAUGAUAAAGGACGUUGGAGGCUGGAUGAGUGUCUUCGCUUUGCAACUGAACUUUCAGGCCGCAAAGCCAGGAGGAGAACAUGGGAGGGAUUGGGUAACGAGAUGAGACGUGCAGGUUGGUUCGACGGCUGAUCGUGGACAAGCAAAUUAUAUCCCAUUGGCUGAAUAGCAUUGAUGAAGCUGUGUGGUACAAGCACUGACAGUGAAACCAUUCUUGUUUCCUGAUUUGUUAGCGGCGUCAGCGCAAUCAUUGUUCUGAUCAGAGAUUGUUCAGUCCUCUGCUGAGAAAAAGAGGUCCUGCGUACCUGGAUAUCGCUACAAAUGGUAAAUCAGAAAUACCGAUCAGAUUGUUCAUGAAAUCCACGCACCAAGAUCUGGCUUGUGCGUCACGCUCUGCGUUGAAGACGUUGCCUUGCACUUCGAACUUAUCUCCGGAUUUAGACACUGUGGGUGCACCAACAUUUCCCAAAGUGCCACUGAAUGUUUGUAAAUUCGCUGGGGAGGCUGCCGGUGACGGGGCUGGGGCUGGGGACAAUGGGGCCGGGAGUGCUGGGGCCGGGAGUGCUGUGGUCGUAGUUGGGGUCGGAGUCACAACCGGAGGAGGAGUGGAAGUGACAGUAACGGGUUGUGUGUUCGGAGUUGUAGCGACGGCUGUUGUUAUCGGGACCGGUGUGGUAGAUGCGGGGGUUGUUGGAACAACAGUCGGAGCGGGCUUGAAAACCUGCGUUGGAAUUGCG